Molecule: messenger RNA, 1436 nt
Organism: Labrus bergylta (ballan wrasse)
Lineage: Eukaryota; Metazoa; Chordata; Actinopteri; Labriformes; Labridae
Source: RefSeq, a predicted model, not a curated record
UUCACUCAUAGGUUUCACUGCUAUUGUUGUGUGAGUGUUUAUUUCAGCAAUAUCCAGCUGUGUUGGCGCACGUCGACUUCCGGCGUGGAAAUGUGACGCACCACUCGCAAAGGCACAAGGGAAGUGUUUAUAACAAGUUGGGACGCUCCAGCUGCACAAGAUGCACAACUGGCAGGAGAACGAAAUAGAGAAACUGUUGACGAUCCGUGCGUCGGAGCCGAUCCGUCACCUGAUCACGGGCACGGUGAAGGACUCGGUGGUCUACCAGAGGAUGAGCAAGCUGCUGGCGGAGAGGGGGGUCUACAGGACACACAUGCAGGUCAUCAGCAAGCUGAAGGCGCUGAGGAAGCAGUAUCUCAAAUAUCACCAGCUCAAGAUCCGCUGCGGGAGCGAACACGUUACCUGGCCGUUUUAUGAGCAGUGUCACCGGGCUUUCGGGACCGGGCCUCUGCCUGUGAAGAGACCCAGGAGUCCCUCACCUCCUCCCGCACGACCACCGCCCCCACAGCAGCUCUCUCCUCCUUCACCGCCGCAUCCGCCUCCUCCUCUUCCCAUCGACGACGAGCAUCAUGAGGUCGUGGUCGGCCUCUGGGACGACGUGGACGACAAAGAGAUCAACAAGCACCUUGGUCCAGUAGAGCCGGAUGAUGACGACGGGAGGUACAGUCCUCCAGAACAGUUACAGCCCACCAACACCACGUUCAAGCUUCCGUCAAAGAGAAGGAAAACCUCAGUGAUGGACCAAGUGUCGUCUUUAGUCAGAACGACAGUAUCGCAGCUCAAAGAGAUGGACGCGUCGAUGCAGGCGCAGGAGGAAGGACGGCUACAGAGGCUCAUGGAGCACGAGAAGGAAAUGCAGAACAAUCUGAUGUGUCAGCUGGUUUCCAUGCAUGAAAGGAUCAGCCGAGAGAACCACGAGAGACACGUGGAGCUGGUGGACAGGAUUCUCUCUAGGUUCCCCUCACAGCCAGGCCCUUCAGGUCAAUGACUGACACUUCCUGAGUGACAGUAUACAACAGGGUUUUUCAGGUUCUCUCUCCUCUACCAGCUGACUAGUGCCUAAGCCCACAUUCCUUUUUUUUAAUCUUUUGACAAAACACUCUGAAAAGGUGACGUGUAAUUCUCUGACAUCAUCUUGCCUUUAACCAUGACUCUGCUCACUUGUAGCUGAUAGAAAACCAGGUUUGAAACAUGCCAUGUCUUCUCUACAUCAUGCUCGGUCACUGCUCAUAACUUUAACCUAGAAACAUUUUAAUUGGGAACUGCUGUCAUGCGGAAAAGAAACACAAGUGCAGAGAAACGAUCAAUCACUUGUUUGACCUCUGCACGAUAGUCACAGUAGACCCACCAAGUCACUUCUGAUAUGAAUAUCCAAGAGCUAAUUGUUAGCUGCACUUACAUACAGACUGAAUCAUUGAACCAUGAUUGCAUUACAA